Cyprinodon tularosa is the source of this 1292-nucleotide messenger RNA. It is a transcript of the gene rpe, whose product is annotated as ribulose-5-phosphate-3-epimerase. Gene Ontology annotation, cellular component: cytosol. The transcript has 6 exons. Gene Ontology annotation, molecular function: D-ribulose-phosphate 3-epimerase activity; metal ion binding. Lineage: Eukaryota; Metazoa; Chordata; Actinopteri; Cyprinodontiformes; Cyprinodontidae. The record is from RefSeq and is a predicted model, not a curated record. Gene Ontology annotation, biological process: pentose-phosphate shunt, non-oxidative branch; carbohydrate metabolic process; pentose-phosphate shunt. Bases 72 to 758 code for a protein of 228 amino acids.
UGUUACGCUUAGGUAGACUCGUACUUCGCCUGUCGCGGCUGCAGGCAAAUCCCACCAACAGCAGACACAGCAUGGCAUACAGUGCGAAGAUAGGUCCGUCUAUCCUGAGCAGCGACCUGUCCUGUUUGGGCAGCGAGUGUGUCCGGAUGAUGGAGUGCGGGGCGGACUAUCUGCACCUGGACGUUAUGGACGGGCACUUUGUCCCCAACAUCACAUUUGGACAUCCCAUGGUAGAGUGUCUGAGGAAGACUGUAGGCCAGGAUCCUUUUUUUGACAUGCACAUGAUGGUGUCCCGACCAGAGCAGUGGGUGAAGCCGAUGGCUGCAGCAGGAGCCAACCAGUACACCUUCCACUUAGAGGCCACCACCAACCCUGGAAACCUCAUCAAGGAGAUAAAGGAGAGCGGCAUGAAGGUGGGGUUGGCCAUAAAGCCUGGUACCACAGUGGAAGAACUGGCACCUUGGGCUAAUCAGAUCGACAUGGCUCUGGUCAUGACAGUGGAACCUGGUUUUGGAGGACAAAAGUUCAUGGAGGACAUGAUGCCUAAGGUGAGCUGGCUGCGUGGUCAGUUUCCCUCAUUAGACAUUGAAGUAGACGGAGGCGUCGGUCCUGACACUAUUCACAAGUGUGCAGAGGCAGGAGCUAACAUGAUCGUGUCAGGCAGUGCUGUGAUCGGCAGUGACGAUCCUCGCUCUGUCAUUGCCCUCCUGCGCACAGCGGUGUCCGAAGCUAUUCAGAAACGCUCGCUGGACCGUUGACAGGUUGUGUUCAUGAAAGUCAACAGGGAUGUUGCACCCGCCCCUCACAACAAGAAGCCGUAGCAGCCGGAGGAAACGACUCAAUAUGGACAAAAAGAGGUUGAGGGGUCACAGUCUGAGCGAGGGGCUUCUGUUUGACUGUCAACGGCCAAAAACACAAUCUGUGUGACUUUAUUGAAGCUGCGUCACACCUGUUUUAACUACUCCUUCCAGAAGUUGGUCAGUUUAAUGGAGCCUCGUUUCAGCAACUCCUGAUUGAGGCUAAUGUUUCUGCCAAUAAACUCCGUAAGCAUUCCAGGGUUCAGUCUUAAACCAAAAUGGCCUGAGAAGCAGCUUUAGCAAUCCUUCAGCUGGAAUGGUUAUUUUUUGUUUCCUUUUCAUCUAGAAUAAUGAUCCCCUAAAACAAAAUAGAUUAUGGUUUGUUCUCCAUUUUGUUAACAUCUCAAUUUACUGAGUGUGCUACUGAUUAAAUGGAUUGUAUAAUACUGUAUUCCACAGGAUUGUUUUUGCAGAUUAAAAACUAGGAAGUCUUUA